Molecule: messenger RNA, 657 nt
Organism: Ostertagia ostertagi
Lineage: Eukaryota; Metazoa; Nematoda; Chromadorea; Rhabditida; Trichostrongylidae
Source: the annotation of a GenBank genome assembly
GCCGGAUGGAAAAUCUGCGAUAUUUCAAAGCGUCUCUGUGUCACUCAUAGCUGUGUGAGUAAAAUCUUGAACAGAUAUCGUCAAACGGGUUCAGUCAGGCCGAAGGAUGCCAAAGAAGGUCGCACGGAAUCGCCACUUGUGACGGCAGUUAGAGAUUAUCGGACACGACUUGGAAUGAGCCGACAGGGCGAGAUUCGUGAGCAACUCAUCAAGGACGGAAUUUGCACCAGAGAGACGGCUCCUACAUACUUCGAACUAAACUGGAUAUCAAGCGAAGAAAAAAGACGGACUAAUUCGCGGAGCAGCCAACGACGGAUUCCAGAAUCUCUCUCAAUUCUCACGCGGAUCAUCACACCAUAUGGAAGGCAACAUAAGGAAAACACGCGUAACAACUUCGCGCGCAUGCAGUUGCACAUCGCACCGAAACAAAAAGGUGUAAUAGCUCAGUCGGUGAAGGAAGUCACUCAAUCGUUGGUCGAUGAUGGUCUCGUGGAAUGCGAGAAAAUAGGCACUUUUGUCUGCUACUGGGCAUUUCCGUCGAAAGCGUUACAAACUAGAAAGCGCAAGCUAAAAGAUCUCGAGGAGUCGGUUCGCGACUUGGAGGCGAAGAUCAAUGAUGGCACAGCACAGCUGAAGGAACUGAGAAAAGGAAAAGAG